Molecule: messenger RNA, 836 nt
Organism: Lactuca sativa (garden lettuce)
Lineage: Eukaryota; Viridiplantae; Streptophyta; Magnoliopsida; Asterales; Asteraceae
Product: glutathione peroxidase 1
Biological process (GO): response to oxidative stress
Molecular function (GO): peroxidase activity
Source: RefSeq, a predicted model, not a curated record
UAGGUGUCCAUUUUGGAAUUGAAGCCACCAAUGCGAAUAAUCGCAUUCAUACACUCAUCUGUCAACUAUUAAUUCGCCAAGAAAUCCCGUUUCUUUCUUGUCUUUCUUUACAUUUCAACGCAUUAUACCUCUCAACCACCAUCAAGCAGCCAUCCAUGGCGACCCAACCCGCUUCCGAAAAGAAAACCCUCUACGAUUUCACAGUCAAGGAUGCCAAGGGUAAUGAUGUAGACCUCAGCGUUUACAAGGGAAAGGUUUUACUCAUUGUUAAUGUCGCAUCCAAAUGUGGGCUUACAAAUGACAACUAUGCUGAACUGAAUCAAAUCUAUUUGAAGUACAAGGAGAAAGGAUUUGAAAUUUUGGCAUUUCCAUGCAAUCAAUUUGGAGCUCAAGAACCAGGAACCAAUGAAGAGAUUGCUGACUUUGUUUGCACCAGAUUCAAAUCAGAAUUUCCCAUCUUUGACAAGAUUGAUGUAAACGGUGACAAUACUGCACCAGUUUACAAGUUCUUGAAAACUGGCUUCUAUGGAAUUCUUGGAGGAGAUGUUCAAUGGAACUUUGCCAAGUUCUUGGUUGAUAAAAACGGGCAGCCUGUUGAUCGAUACUACCCCACCACAUCACCUUUUACAGUCGAGAGAGAUAUUCAGAAACACUUGGGUCUCCUUUAGAUUUCAAGAUUUCCACAAGUGGAUGCCGAAUCUCGUGUUGAAUAAUGGCAUACCAAUGUUUAAUUAUAUGUUGUAUUGUUUUAGAUUCAAACGUUUUAAGACUAUGUAAUUCAAGAAACUUUAUUUGUUUUUGUUUUUCUUACAUUAUUUACUUGCUUGUUUUUCCCA